This is a messenger RNA of Drosophila eugracilis, 3274 nucleotides long. RefSeq lists its product as uncharacterized. Lineage: Eukaryota; Metazoa; Arthropoda; Insecta; Diptera; Drosophilidae. The transcript has 6 exons. Gene Ontology annotation, molecular function: protein binding. The record is from RefSeq and is a predicted model, not a curated record. Bases 95 to 2992 code for a protein of 965 amino acids.
GUGGCCACAGUCGUGUUUCAACACUUGGCGGCACCACACCUAGAAAAUUCCAGCGGAAAGGGAUCAGUAUCCUGUGAGGAGGGAGAAACUAUCGAUGCUAGCCAAAGUAUUGGGCUAUGGCUAUCUGCUGGCCUAUGUGAUCUGUCUAUUCUGCUGGCCAGGAGAGGCAUAUCCGGCUAGUACUAGCUACCGGGAUCUGGAUAUUUGUAACCACUGGGAUGGACGCCGUCACUUCCUCGAGCUUGGAAGUCCAGCUGGAGAGCUACAUGCUAGGAAUGUGACCACGACAGCCUAUCGGAGCUCACCGCUUGGCUUCAAGAACGAUGCAGUGGCUGGAGAUGUGUGGUACCAGUGCAGCCUAGAGUUGGUCACUUGUGCGGAGUGCGUUAUACGAGUGGCCUUCACCUAUGCGAACUUUUCCAAGAGCUGUGGCAACACCGGUGGCAAAUCCAGCAUGUGUCCUUGCGAACAUAUUCAGUUCUCGGAGCCGCCUUACGACUCUACCAUUUCUGGUCAGGAGUUCUGUGGGGAUGGCAAGGUGUUCCGGAGCAAAACCAGGACCCUACAGUUGAAAUUCUUCUAUAGGGCCAACAAUGCCCACGUCUUCUCCUUGCAGUACUUCUCGGAGCGCAACGUACGGAUAGUCAGUGGUUCCCCAAAGCAGUCAAUUGUGGGCAAUGGGAGCACGAAGUACCAGCCGCAGGUGAUCUCCACACCGUACUUCCCCAUGCCAUAUCCACGCGAUUACGGCAUCGAGCACAUCCUUACCUGUGAGGCGGACAAUUGCCAAGUGCGGUUAGACUUUACAGAUUUCCAGCUGGGUCUUGCCUCAACUUUGGAGAUCUUCGACUCCAAUGGCCAAAUGUUGGACUCCUAUACGGGAGAGCACUUUCGACCGCCCAUCACGGUGAGUAGCGGAAAGUCGCUGCUCCUACAGUUCCGUGGAAAUUCCGCCACAGGAGUAGGUUUCCGAGCGGAAGUUAGCUUUGUAUCGUCUAAGCAGCUGAAGGACGAACGUCUAGUACCCUACACAGACUGUGGAGGAAUGGUCACAGGACCCGGUGGCGCCAUAACCAUGAUGAACAUGAUCGAAAAUACCACGGAUGUGAGGCUCUUUGACUGCAUUUGGAUCAUAAAGCCCGGUAAUAACUACAUGAUGAUGAAGACCCAUAUCUCCUUGAGGGUUGACGACUUCUACGGUAUGGCCGCCCGAUCGGAGUUGACUAUCCGGCAGGGCACAACAUCCGAUGCUGUAGAGAUCGAAAAUGUGAUGUGGCCGAACAAUGGCCUGAGCAAGGAGAGUCAUGUGGCACCUAUCCUCAACGGAUAUUAUAUUCGACUCCGGGGGGUUUUCGGAAUGUCAUCCAAGCUGGCCAUUGUCUACAGCGUCUUCAACUAUUUGAAUUGCUACAUUGGCUCGGAGUUUCUGUGCGGGAAUAACCACUGCAUUUCUAUUCGACUCCAUUGCGAUGGCUUCGACCACUGUGGAGAUGGUAGCGAUGAGCCGGAUUCCUGUGAGGAGGACUGGGCCCACCUCCACCACGAUAGGCGCUGGUAUUCCCACAAACCCAAUUACUACUUUCCUAAGAUAGACCAGUAUCCGGAUCUCAAGACAGCUACGGGUAUCUUCAUUAUAAGCACGCUGGGAAUAUUCGGAGUGCUUUCCGGCUGGAUGGUUAUCUUGUAUAGAAUGGGGGUAAGAGCACGUCACCAGAGGGAGCUGCAGAGCCACCUGCAGACGAUAAGUGAGCUGCUGGAUCGGCAGGACGAGGAUCGCACGCCCGAUGAACCACCGAGUUACGAAGCGCCACCUGAUUAUGAGGAGGUGAUUAAGGUGGGGAUGCAACAGGAGCUGAGGGAGCCGCGCCGCCAGAGACGAGCCCGUCGUGCUCCUCCUCGGGAUCGCAGCUGCAGUCGCGCCGCCAGCAACUGCACCAUGCAGUCGGUACUCCCACUGCACCGUAGCUGCAGUCUUGAUAGAGAUCAGGAACAGCCCAGCACAUCGGCGGCGGCAAUGACCCAUGCCGUGGCUGCUACGGACACUACAGAGGAUGCGGAGCAGGUUCAGACGAUGGCCCAGCGUAUGCUUCUCGCCACGGCUAUUUGUGGCAAUGCAGGCACGUCUCUCCCGGCAGCAAAGGAGCCUGCGAUCCGGGUCCAAUCCGUGGGGAUUUCAACGGGCCCGUUACCGUUAUCCGCUGGGGGUGAAUUAUCCACAGCCGGUGGGUCAGCUACAACGCCCGGUAGCACGGCAGAUGAGUGCACCCAGGGAGGCGACUCACUCAGCAUUUCACUCACUCUAGGACUGCCUUCUACGACAGUCGAGAGCCCGGAGAGCUCCGACCAGAACCAAUACCAGAACCAAAGUCAGGAGCAAACCAGCAGCAAUUGCACGGAGCACACGUACCUAAAGAGAUCGUGGUUGGUGGUGCAACAGGUUCCACCUGGAAGGGGUUACAGGGUCCAGAGACUGCGACACACUUUCUCUUCGCCUGAGGCCUUCACUGGCGAUGAGCUGCAGCUGCCGUAUCCGGAUUUCCUGAGCUACGGCACCAAUCUUCCACACGAACGGAGUAGCAGCAAUUUUGGAUCAGAAUUGUCGAGGGAUCCAUCGAGUUAUAGCGUGGGAAAGCGGGCUCGCUUGACCACCGAAGAGACAAGUGAAUCGGAAACCAUUACUGGGGAAAGGCAGUACUCCAACCAGACCCUCCAAUCCCAUGUGAUAGAGGAGAUGCCGCCCAAUCAGAGCGAAAGUGAAAGCGAAGGGGAACAGCAGGUGUCCUGCUUUGGAGCCGUAGCCCAGCGGCCCAAGCGGCGUCAUCGAGGUCAUGUAAGGAGCCGGUCUUUCAGCAAUACAGGAGCUGGCAGUGCCGGAAGGAGGCGUCUAAUCCAGCGAAGUUCAUCGGCUGAUCUUCUCAUGAACUAUGCCACAAUGGCAGUUUCGACGCCACAGAAAAGAUCAGAGGGCAUGCAGCGAUUAUUCUUUAUCUGAGCGGGUAAUCAGAAUUUGGAGUGAUUAAGUGGAACGAUAGUAUUAAAGCCUGGUGUGAUUCUGGUCGGGAUCUGGUCACAGUAAAAUAUAUCUGUUCCUUAUUCGAAUGUUAUUAACCUUAUUAACUUUGAUUAAUUAGAUACUGUUGGCUGUUUUAACAUAUUUUCCAAGAUUUUUAAAUUGAUUCAAACCAAUUUUACCAAAUAGGAACAGGUAUCUACGUUUGUAUUCUAUAUUAUAUAUACCACACCCAAUUAAAAUAAAUAACAUUAAUAAUUAGCA